UUGGAAGCUUAGGACUUGGUGCUUCUGAAUGUUAGGAACUGAAAAUGUCCCUAGAUGAUGAAGUACCUGAAGAUGAAUCGGAUUCAGUUUCUUCAAACAAUGAAGUCAAGCUACUUUCUCAAAUAAGAGAAUGUAACCACAUUCCUAUUAGAUAUAAACUAUGGAAGAUUUGGACUUGGUGAAAAGUAAACAAGAAACCUUUCCAUCUUCUAUAGAAUCUGAUGUCAGAAAUACUCACAAUUCUGUUGGAUAUAGCUUUAAUACUAACAGAAGCCGAAACAGUCUCUUCCUAAGUGCAAAUGGGUUGUCCUCUCUCUCAGCCAAGACUAAGAUCCCUGUAAUUCAAAGUUCAGUUGAAGUCCUAACCUCUUUUAUGCAAGAUCUACAAAACUGUGGCGAGGAGGAUUCUGAAAUUUGGAGAAAGUGUGAGGCUAAGUGGUUACAGCUCUUCAGUUUGGUGGAAGCACAGCGAGAACAGCAGAUCGUUGCACAGCAAGAACAGUUCAGUAACCAACUCAAACUUAUUGAGGAAGAGAUAAGAAAUUUAGUUAAGUUACAGAAGAGUAAAGCUCCAUGGCCUUCCAGUAGCAGACAUUCCCCUGACAAACUGACAAGCAAUUUUUCUACAGUAGAAAGUCAAAUGGGGUUGUGUUCUGAAAACUGUGAAAGAAAUGAGUACGUUGCCAACUAUUCUAAACUUAAAGAAACUGAAAUUCGGCCAAACACAUUUUCUUCACAUCAAGACACCAUUAUGGAUAAUAUUUCAAUGAAUAAUGGUGGAUAUAGUAAUUUUUUUAUCUCAGAACGAAAUCCUUACAAACCUAAAGACUCAAAAGAAUUCAAGGAGCACAAAGACAUUUCCAAAGGCAAACAUAUAAUCCCUAUGCCCCAGAAGGAUUCGUUUGUAAGCGAUAUCAAGAACAAGAGCCUAUGUAGCCAAGCUACAAAAGAGUAUGACUCAGCACUCAAAGAGGACGUUUCUAUUUUUCCUGGUGAAUAUGAACAUAAUUUUACCAGUGAAGAUAAGAUUUCUGAAGCACAUUGUGGAAAAUCAAACAACAAAUCUUUAACAUCAUGGGCACAAAAAUUGAAACAAAAUCAACCAAAGAGAGUACAUAUUGAAGAGGGAUAUAUCACAUCUCCUCAAGGAAGUGAACAAAGGAAAAAAUCAACAAUUGAGGAUUCUGACUUCAAUGCUGCUACAUAUCCUCAUGCUUUUUACCUUAAUAAACCAAAUGAAAACCCAAGUUCUUGGGUAUCUGAAGGAACAGGAAUGAAUUAUUGGAAACUACAAGAAAAGAACAUAUAUGACUCUUUGCCUGAAUCUUUGGAAAAAUCAUUUUUAAAUAUCAACUCCACAAAAGUGUUACCAAACCAGCCUAAUUCUGCUAAUGAGAUGAAGCUGCCAUCACUAAAGGAUAUUUAUCAUACAAAUCAAAGAAAAAAUAAGCAGUUAUCUGAAUGGACUCUUGCAACUACUUCUAAUCCCAGUCACCCACCAGAGGUAUUGACUUUAGAUCCAGCCCUACACAGGAAGCCAAAUCAACAGAUUUCAGGGAUUCAAUCAAAUAACUUUCGAUGUAAUCUUGACAGAUUGUCCUUCUUGCCAGAGUCCCUGUUAGAACCUAGUACUUCUAGUCACUCUGACAUAGACUCAUUUUCCCAAAUAAGUAAUCUCACCUCUUCUCAGUUAGAUAGAUCUCCCAAAUAUCCUUCAAAUAUUAAAACUUUACCUAUAGACUCUUGGCAAAGUCAUGCACUCCAGAAUGAAAAUAGGAUUAGCUCUUCUUUUCCAUUAGCACAUACUGUUGCUAGUAAUGAAAUUUCAUUCAACACUGAAGAUGAAGAAAACAAUUCAACCACCGUCACUAAUUCCCGACUUGCAAGUGUAGACAACAUUUUGCCAGAUGGCAGUGUUUCAAUGUCUUGCAUGGAAGACCCAGUAGCAUUAUCCAAAAUGAGGCAAAACCUGAGGGAGAAGCAUGCUCGACAUGUAGCUGAUCUCCGGGCUUAUUAUGACUCAGAGAUACAUAACCUGAAGCAACAAUUAGAGAUAAAUGAAGCAUCUUCAUAUGGCGAUUUGAAGAAAACCAACCAGAGUCUUGCAGACAGAUGUGACCAAUUAGGUGGUGCUCUGAAUGAGGCCAAUGCUCAUAUGAAAAUACUGGAGAACAAAAAUAAUUUGCUGGAAUUGGAAGUGAAUGAUUUGAGAGAACACCUCAAUGCAUCCAGUAAUGCUUCCAAAAUUUUGCAGGAACGUAUUGAGGAAAUGCGAGCGAGUAAUAAAGAAAAAGAUAACACCAUCAGUCGACUCAAAUCCCGACUAAAGGAUCUAGAAGAAGCAUUUGAUAAGGCUUACAAACUCUCAGAUGAUAAAGAUGCUAGAAUAAAACAAGAAAACAAAAUGUUUCAAGCUCUUCUAGGAGAAUAUCAGUCCCUUGGAAAACAACAUGAAAGAGUAAAGGAUACAUUAAAUACAACUGAGAACAAAUUGCUUGAUGCAAAUAAUCAGAUUUCUGAUUUGAAAAGAACAAUUUCAAAACUUGAAGCCCAGAUCAAGCAAGUAGAACAUGAAAAUAUGUCAAAACUCCGUAGUAAUACCAAAAAUCAAAUGCCAACAUCCCUUAACAGCACAGUAACAGCUUCCGAUGUUAGCAGGCGGAAGUGGUUGAUACCAGGAGCAGAAUAUUCCAUCUUUACUGGCCAGCCUUUAGAUGGUCAAGAUAAUUUGGUCCAUAACCAGCUUGGGGAAUCCUAUGCUCUUAGGUACCAUACUCCUCCUGAAAAGGACUGUCCACUCAAUGACUCACCAACGAGUUUAAAAGAAAGGUCGGCUUCGGAUCCGUCAAGCAUCAAAAGUUACAAAAAUCAUGAAGAAGGAAAAAUACUUAAAAAUUGGGGCACACAAACUGAUAAUGAGGACAUGUCAAAUAAAACAUCAAGUCGCCGUCAAACUGUAGGAUUUGCUCCUGAUACCGCUUUCAGUAGAAAUCGGUCCCUAGAAAAAGGUUGUCAUCAGAGAUCAAGGAAAUAUCAUUGUUCAUCUUCACAGAGAUCAUCAUCUCUUCCACCUUCAAACCGAAAAUCAAAUACUUUAACUAAAAGAGAUAUUAUGCUAACACCAGUGAUGAUGGCAUACAGUCCAAAGAGAUCCCCUAAAGAGAAUUUCUCGCAAGGAUUUAGCCAUCUACGUAGCAAAGAUGAUAGUUCAAAUCGUAGAUUUGACAUACUUAUGGACGAUUUAGAUACAGUUCCUGUAUCAACAAUGCCGCUUAACAAGUGUAGGAAACAACUCCAGUUUCUCUCUGUAGAUGAUAUGGAAGAAAGUAAACAUCCAAACAUUUCUACAACUGAUCACCAUAUUAAACAUAAUUCUUGCAUUUCUGAACAAUCCAUGCCAAAUGGAAUGCAGAAUAUACCUUUGGCCUCAAGCUUGGAAAAGAAUAAGUCACCUUAUGAGUCCUGUAAAACCAAAUCAACAUCAACAUCUUAUAAUAAUGAUUUUGAAUAUUUGGCACAUGUGAGGACCCUCAGUGAAACAGAACAGCUUUUUGAUGAACUUACAAAAGAAAAGCAACAGAUAGAAGCUGCCCUGAGUCGAAUGCCCACUGCUGGAGGAAGAAUGACCUUGCAAACAAGAUUGAGCCAGGAGGCCCUUGAAGAUCGUUUGGAAAGGAUUAAUCGAGAAUUGGGUCCAAUUCGCAUGACACUGAAGAGAUUUCAUGUUUUGCACUCCUCUGCAAAUCUCUGAGAUUUGUAGCUAUUAAAUUUUGAGACAUUUUUCUUUGCACUAAUGUAUAAUUAUGCACUCAAAAAAUGCAAAUCACUUUAUACUGUUUGUAAAUCCUCAAUGGUAGAUUUAAAAUCAUGCUAUUUACACUUAAUAUUUUAUACUUCAAGUAGCCAACAUAUAUUUUAAAGAUAUUUUUGUUAUGCUCAGGAAUCUCUUAAUUGUAUAUUUUACUAUUUAAAAAAGUCUUAUUUUUAAAUGGUGUAUGUCUCCAAUUUAUAAGGAUAAGGAAGUAUAAAUAGGGAAAGUUUUUGUUUUCUAAAAACAAAGUGUUAUCCUUUUAAAAUUAACUUUGCACACCAUUUUUUAUAGACAUAUUGUAAAUAUGAACUUUGGCAUUUUUUGGUGUAAGUAUUCAGCAGCACCAAGCUUUUUAUAGUGUCAGAACAAUUGAGGUUCAAUGCAAAAAAGGAUUUCAGUGUAACAUUGUGUUUAGUUUAAAAUUUUUGAUGCAAGUUCUAUUUCCAAUCCGGGUAUGAGAAAAUAAUCAGCUACUUAUCUGUUGGUAGAGUAGAAAAUAAGUAGUUUCAAAAAUGAAUAACAUAAGAAUAAUGAUCAUUUUCCCACUUUGAAAUAUAUUCUUUGUGAAGAAGUAAUGAGAGGGAUUUAAUUCUUUAUUUUGUUACAUAGCAGUGCUUGCAGAUUAUAAAGAUUAUUUAUGACAGAGAAGAAACUUGGGCCUUUGUAAAUACCUAGUAUUGACAUAGACUGUCCUUUGUUUUAGUGAUGUACUUAGGAUUCCUUUGUUAGUGGGAGCCUUUCCUGGCUCCCUCUAUUCCAUUUGGAAAUGUGCUCUGUGUGUGUAUCACACCUGAAAAUUUCUUGCCACAGCUUGAAAGGGAUUAACAAAAUGAUUCUUAUGGUGGUGAUUUUUUAAUCGGUCAGCUGUUAGUUAGCAGAGAGUGGUGGCAAGUAACAGCCCUAUAGGUGACCCUGCUUCCAUAUAACAGGCUCUGGUCUCGACUGGGCCUUCACUCACAGCCAUCAUCCUCAUUGCUUGGCACACGACAGGUCAAGUGUGUAGACAAAGCUUAGUGUCUUCCCAUCUGUUCUGAGAGAGGGCACCAACUGACUCUGGCAAAACGUGGCUGUCAGCAGUAGUAGCAGAUAAGUGAGAGCCAUUGCUGUUGGGGCAAUAAUCAGUUAAGGCCUAAUGAUACCAUUAAACUCUGCACUUUCAUGAGCACCCAAGUUUCAGAAUUAAUUUAUAGUCCUACCGGAAAUUUUAGGUUUUAUAUUUUCUUUUGCCUUUUUUUUUUCCUCAUGUAGUAAUUUGACAACAAAGAGUUCUAAGCUACUGUGGAGAAUUUCUGUCCUGGGAUUAGAGUGGUACCUAUCUGUUGCCAUUUUUGCCGUAUCAGUGGCUUUCUUUCACUACACUUCCUUCCCCUUGCCCCCAACAAGAUAUUUGGGAGACACAAAUUGGAAAUCACUCCCUAUCAGUAGGGAUCAGUGCCUUUAUUUUUGUGAUGUUUUCUUUAUUCAGGGUUCUUUUACCUCAUAAGAUGAGAUAAAGGAAAGGAAAAGAUCAUCUCAUCAUAUAAAAUCUAGUGAAAGGAUUGGCCUUACUAUUGAUAUCUCCAAUCUAUAAUAUUUUUAAAAGAUUGAUCCUCUGGAAAUUAUAAUGCAUUCAUCUACCUUUUAAAGAAGAAAAUUAACAUAGAUAAUUAUGGCUUUUAUCUUGUCUAGUAUUUAUAUCCUAAGUAGCCAAUAUUGGAUUAUUCAAAAAAAAUGGUACUAAAAUUCUCCAGUAAAUAUACUUCACUACAUUUGUCUCCAGGAAAAGAAUAGUUUUGAAUAGUGUAACUAACCAGUUACAACAAGUAACAGUUUGUACUUGUUUUUAUGCAACAAAGAAAAAAAUGAAGAUUAAAGAAUAUCCACCUUUGGUGACUGAUUUUUUCAAUGUGACGGUUACCUCCUAUAACAUAGAUCAAACCACAUCUAGAUAAUAUAGUACCUCCAAAAAUGUAUCAGGGAGCUCUCCACACAACCCACAGGUGCUUUUCUCUUGAGUCUCUUCAUAUUCUGUAAUAUUGGCGAAGCAGGUGGGCUAACAUUUGUUAGCUCUAACUCUUGCUACAUGACUUGACCAUGAUUGCAUUUCCUAUCACAAAUCUCUUUGAUGAAGUCUUUUAUGUUGCUGCUUGUGAAUAGUGUCUCGUUGUUAACAUAUUAAUGUCAGUGAUACAUCUAUUCAUUGCUUUUUGGGUAAUUUGCAUUUUCUAAUUCAUGGGAUUAUAGAUUUAGCUCUGGAAGGGACCUUUAGGUCGGUUGUCCAAAGCUGGAAUUUUAUAGAUGAGGAAACAGAGACCCAAAGAAGUUAAAUAGUUUGGCCAAGGUCUCACAGGUAAUAAGUGAACCCAGGUCAGCUCUAUCCAAAUUUUCUUCUGUUUUCAGUUCUCUUUGAAAGACUUGAGAAUCAGUCCUUCUGUGAUCUGUCUUUUUAUCUGUGAGUGCCAAUCCUACUUUCUCAUGUAUCUGAUAUUUGGAACUUUAAUCUUUUGUGUAUCUGAUAUUUGGAACUUUCAUGUCCAGCGCCUUUCAACUUUCUCUCUUCCUUCCUGAAGAAAGUAUUCCAUUAUACAAGGCUUCUUAGAGAAGUAGCUUUUGCUGCUUAAUCCUAUGCUAUAGUUUCUUUAAAAUGUUUUGGGAACGGUGAUGUUGGAAUACUAAUAUGGUAGUUCCAAUAUUAAUAGAAAAAAGAAAUU
Molecule: messenger RNA, 6501 nt
Organism: Antechinus flavipes (yellow-footed antechinus)
Lineage: Eukaryota; Metazoa; Chordata; Mammalia; Dasyuromorphia; Dasyuridae
Gene: MPHOSPH9
Product: M-phase phosphoprotein 9
Exons: 23
Coding region: 161-3751 (1196 amino acids)
Cellular component (GO): centriole
Source: RefSeq, a predicted model, not a curated record